AUGGCUAGCUACUCGACUCCUUCUUCCUCGCCUCCUCCAACUCCCUCGGGCCGCCGGUUGAGAAUUUGUGCCCGAAAUUGUGAGCGUGCGUGCUGCACCGUUGCCACCUACUUCCCCCUGGCCUUCGUCUACGGUUUAACUACAUGGGCUGUUUGGGUGGUGACAACGAUUGGGUUUGGUAAAAACAAGUCAAAACAUGUAUGGUGGUUAAUUCAAGGGGUUUCAUUAUUGGGCAUAAUCCUUUAUGGCCUGGCUAAUUUGUCAUACACCAUUGCCGCCUUCACGGACCCGGGUUCGCCCUUGAACUCAGCGACGGAUUCACCGAACCAAAGGCAAGGGAGAUAUUCGAUGCUUCCAACCAAUGAGCCAUCGGGCCACUUGGGGGAUAUCCAGAAUAUCACCGUUUCUUCCACAGGGGCUCCUCGAUAUUGCAAAAAAUGUCACACUCCCAAGCCGGACCGAACGCAUCACUGCUCGACGUGCAAGCGAUGUGUGUUGAAGAUGGAUCAUCACUGCCCUUGGCUGUCAACUUGCCUGGGUCUGCAUAACUACAAAGCUUUUGUGUUGUUUCUCAUCUACACAUCUCUGUUUUGCUGGGUAUGUUUUGCCAACUCAGCUUGGUGGAUGUGGAAGGAGCUUUUCGAGCAAAGUGGUUAUUUGGAAGAGGUUGCUCCCGUGAAUAUAAUUCUUCUUUCCGUGGUGGCCGGGAUUAUUGGCUUGGUGUUGACCGGAUUCACUGGGUGGCACAUUUACCUUUGUGUUAAAGGGCAGACCACGAUUGAGAAGCUUGAAAAGACUCGAUAUCUGAGUGGCAUAAGGAGUCGUGUGGAGAGGAACCGACAAGAACAACAAUUCAAUCAUCACAGACGGACCUCCGAGGGAGUUGCCGAAAGACUUCAACGGGCCGGUGAACAGAUUCUCGAAUUUCACGCCAAUGCUGUACCCGGAGCCUCGCGAUACGAAGAAGGUGAAGAGCACACUUCACCGGUUCCCAGGAUCCAUAAGUUAGUCCGUCCUCACCCUCCUUAUCCUCAACACCCAAACUUCUAUACCGACGAUCAUGUCGGCAACGAUAACAGUGAUGAUACCCCGGCACUUCGUGCUCUGCGCAGGGCAUACUCUUCCAUCGAAGCCGAGCGCGAACGCGAUCGAUACGCAGAAUAUCUCGACGAGCACGAAUCAGAGAAGAUGCCCAAUGCAUUUGAUCUAGGCUGGCGUCGAAAUCUAAAGCACUUGUUUGGCCCUAAUCCGCUUCUCUGGUGGUUGCCUGUAUGUAACACUACCGGCGAUGGCUGGCGGUGGGAAGUCAGUGAAAAAUGGAAGGUGGCACAUGAAGAAGCCGGGAGGAGGAAAGAAAGGAGAUUGGAAGCGAUGAUGGACCAACCAGGGACGGCUUCCGGACAUGGUGUGAGGAUAAGAGGUGGUGCUGGCCCUGGAUGGUACGAAAGGGAUCGUCAUGGUGAUUACGGCCAUUCUUAUGACUCACGAAGCGCAAUGUUCAUGAAGACACUGAAUCACAAUCACAAUCCCACUCAAGCUCAGCAAUGGGCAGGAGAAUAUCCGCCUUCUGACUCAUCGGGCGAGGCAUCGGAUCGAGGCAGAAGGAGACAUAGACGAGAUUUCGACCAAGCGGAACCAAAUGGGCAACUUGAGUCGUUCCAAGUCAGCAGUAGUAGCAGCAACAGCACCAGCGACGAUGAUAAUGAUGAAGAUAGUGAUUCGGACAUCGGAUAUGAUGACGACCGUGCAGAGAGGGGGUGGGAGAGAAGGAAUCGUGCAAGCAUAGGCAUAGGAAGGAGAUGA
Messenger RNA from Rhinocladiella mackenziei CBS 650.93, 1803 nucleotides. RefSeq lists its product as uncharacterized. The transcript has a single exon. The record is from RefSeq and is a predicted model, not a curated record. Gene Ontology annotation, molecular function: palmitoyltransferase activity. Bases 1 to 1803 code for a protein of 600 amino acids. NCBI's taxonomy places the organism in Eukaryota, Fungi, Ascomycota, Eurotiomycetes, Chaetothyriales, Herpotrichiellaceae.